Molecule: messenger RNA, 1197 nt
Organism: Aplosporella prunicola CBS 121167
Lineage: Eukaryota; Fungi; Ascomycota; Dothideomycetes; Botryosphaeriales; Aplosporellaceae
Exons: 3
Biological process (GO): secondary metabolite biosynthetic process; fatty acid biosynthetic process
Molecular function (GO): oxidoreductase activity; fatty acid synthase activity
Source: RefSeq, a predicted model, not a curated record
UAUCUGGUUGAGAAUUUUGGCUUGCCGCGAAGUCGCAUAUUCAACUCUCGAGACCCUUUAUUCUAUGCCGACUUAAUGGCUGCUACGGACGGCAGAGGGGCCGACCUGGUUCUAAACUCCCUCUCCGGUGAGCUUCUGCACGUAUCCUGGAGAUGCGUUGCCGAGUUUGGCAAGAUGCUCGAGAUUGGAAAACGAGAUUUCAUCGGCCGAGCUAUGCUCAGUAUGGACGCUUUUGAGGCGAACCGAACAUUCCACGGAAUCGACAUGGCGCAGAUGGCUGUUCAAAGACCAGAGUCCUGCCGGAAGCUUCUCGAGCAAUCCAUGGAAUAUUAUCAGAAGGGUGCAAUCCGACCGAUAGCGCCGACUAAGAUGUUUCCAGCCAGCCAUGUUGUUGAAGCGUUCAGGUACAUGCAGAAGGGCCAGCACAUCGGCAAGUUAAUCGUUUCCAUGCCCGAAGUUGCUGCAGAGCUCAAUCUCACGCCGACUGCGCCGGAUUUGAGCUUCCGAGAUGAUGCAGCUUAUAUUCUGCUCGGAGGGCUCGGGGGCCUCGGCAAGGCCAUCUCCAACUGGAUGGUAGAGCAAGGCGCUCGUCAUCUUGUCUACUUGUCGCGGUCGGGCGGCGAGUCGGACGAUGACCAGGCUUUCAUUCGUGAACUAGAGGUGCAGGGCUGCUCCGUCCAGACAUUCAAGGGAAGUGUAGCCAGCGCCAAGGGCGUCACUUCCAUGGUCCGAAGUGUUGCAAAACCUAUCGCUGGAGUUAUGCAUCUGUCGAUGGUACUGAAGGACCGGAGCCUGUUGAAGCUCUCCCAUGAAGAUUGGACCGCAGCUAUAAAGCCCAAAGUCGACGGGGCCUGGAACAUCCACAAUGCACUUGGCGAUACUCCUCUCGACUUCUUUAUUCUUUUCAGCUCGCUCUCCUGCGUUGUCGGGCAAGUUGGACCAGCCAACUACGCCGCCGCGAACGCCUUCCUCACUGCAUUCACGCAAUACCGGCAUUCGCUCGACAUCGGUGUCAUGGAAGACGUAGGCUACGUUUGCGAAAUCCCGGCCGAGGUGGUCAUCGGCCUCCGCAGCACCAAGCCGCUCUCGGACCCCAACAGUCGCGCCAUCUGGCGUCGCAAUGUACGCAUGCGCAUCUCGCACCGCACGGUGUUAUCGACACGAGCAGCAGCAGCAGCCCCGACAACGACGGCUUGA